GACUCGGAGCCGAGCGGCCGCAGGGAGAGCGCGGAGGGGAGGGGGGCGGGAGGGGGGUGGGGGAUCCCCGAGGCCCCGAUUCUGCCGGGAGGGCCCGGAGCCGGCGCCGGGCGGCCCGGCCCGCCGCCACUUGCCCAGACCCGCUGCAUCCCGCGCCCGGGAAGGAAGGAGCCAACGGCCGCGCCCCUGCUCGGCCUCCGCGGGCCGCGCCUGCCCCGCUCGGUGCCCCCCGGAGCCGGGAUCCCCCAGCGUCGCCCCCCACGUCCGCUCGCAGCGCCCGGCUUCGGCCCAGGAGCGCGCAGCCGGGGUGCUGGGGAUAGAACGGCGAGCAAGAGACCCGGACCCUUGUUCCCGCUGAUCCCGCAGCCCCCCCACAGUGGAUGGAGCCCCCCGCCCCCAGACCGGCCAGGAAAGAAAAACAUUUUUCCCGCCGCGUGGCCCGAGCGGGGCGUCUCCCGUGGACUGAGGAAUGUCUGGCUCUUCCUCAGCUCAAUGACCUGUGUGGUGACCCCAAGAAGAAGAGGCCUGAGGUCUACAAGUUGCUUCUGAAACGGCUUUUGCCUUUCGAAAAACGCAAUGCAACUUCCACACAAGUUUGUGAGGGCCCUGGGCGCAUGCUGAGCGCGCGCGAGCCGGCGCGCCCUUUGCUCGGGUCCUGGACCCGGGCCGCUGCCAUAGCAACGGCCUGGACGCCCAGCCCUUGAGCCGCCGCCGCCGCCGCCGCCGCCGCCGCCGCCGCCGCCGCCGCCGCCGGGGACCCUUCCGCUCCCUCUAGCGAGGGCUGGGGCGGCGGCGGCCCGGGCCGGGGAGACGAGACCGCCCGCUCCUCCGCCUGCAGUCGCUUCCAAAGAUGCCCUUCCAGAAGCACGUCUACUACCCGCUGGCCAGCGGCCUCGACGGUGCCGACGUCCCCGCGGCCGCGGCGGGCGCCGCCUCGCUGGCCAGUGCCGCCGCGUCCAGCGCGGCCGCCGUGGGCCCGCUGCCCUUCUUCCAGUUCCGCCCGCGCCUGGAGAGCGUGGACUGGCGGCGGCUGAGCGCCAUCGACGUGGACAAGGUGGCGGGCGCCGUGGACGUGCUCACGCUGCAGGAGAACAUCAUGAACAUCACCUUCUGCAAGCUGGAGGACGAGAAGUGCCCACACUGCCAGUGCGGCGUGGACCCGGUGCUGCUGAAGCUCAUCCGCCUGGCGCAGCUCACCAUCGAGUACCUGAUGCACUCGCAGGACUUCCUGACGGCGCAGCUGCGCCAGCUGGAGGAGCGGCUGCGCCUGAGCCUGGCCGACGGCGAGCAGAGCAAGCAGCUCCUCUCCAAGCAGGCUGGGGACAUCAAGUCCCUCAAGGAAGAGUGUAAGCGCCGGAAAAAGAUGAUUUCUACCCAGCAGCUGAUGAUCGAGGCCAAAACCAGCUAUUACCAGUGCCACUUCUGUGACAAGGCCUUUAUGAACCAAGCGUUUCUACAGAGCCAUAUUCAGCGCCGCCACCCUGAAGAUCCUCACCUCGGGUAUAAGAAAAGGGAGCAGACGGACAGGCUCCAGAACGAGGUGGACAUGUUGAAGGAGCAGCUGCAGCUGACCAGGACCCAGCUGGAGGCUGCCCAGCACGCGCACGCGGUCAGGUUCUCCAAGGAAUAUGAAUUGCAAAAAGCAAAAGACCAGGAAUUUUUGAAGCUAUUUGAUCAAUGGAAAGAAGAAGAAAAGGAGAAACUAGUAGAUGAAAUGGAAAAAGUUAAGGAAAUGUUUAUGAAGGAGUUUAAAGAAUUAACUUCCAAGAAUUCAGCAUUAGAAUUUCAAUUGUCCGAAAUCCAGAAGUCCAAUAUGCAGAUCAAGUCCAACAUAGGCACGUUGAAAGAUGCGCACGACUUUAAAGAGGAGCGGCCCCAGCACCCCCAGGACUUCCAGAACGUCAUGCAGCUGCUGGACAGCCAGGAAAGCAAGUGGACUGCCCGGGUUCAAGCUCUCCAUCAAGAACACAAGAAGGAGAAGAGCCGGCUCCUGUCUCACAUAGAGAAGCUGCGAACCUCCAUGAUCGACAACCUCAAUGCCAGCAACGUUUUCUAUAAGAAGCGGAUCGAGGAGCUGGGGCAGCGGCUGCAGGAGCAGAACGAGCUCAUCGUGUCCCAGCGGCACCAGGUACCGGCUGCGCCCGCGGCCCCGGCCUCUUUCCCGGCGCCACCCACGGCCCCCGAAGGCCUGUCUGGUUUUAUUAAAGAGUUCUCCAGUAAGCCGUUCAGCAGUGGCACUGAAUUCAAAGGGACUUCUUCAAACUGGCAGCCCUUUGAACCGAAGCUAACUGCCCCGACUAUACCCAUGCCCGCCCCGGUCCCACAGACUGUGGACGUGAAGCCAAGUCUGACCGUGGCACAUGAGCAGACAUUCUCAUCACACAUACUGGAACCAAUAGAAGAACUUUCAGAAGAAGAAAAAGGAAGGGAAAAUGAGCAGAAGUUAAGUAACAACAAGAUGCAUUUAAGAAAGGCUCUGAAGAACAACCCCACCCUCACCAAGGAAAUAAGAACAGUGCUGGAACAGAGCUUGGUGGAGAAAUUGGAGUCCCUGGGGAUUAACGCGGGCGUCCGGGGCAUCCCCACCGACCACCUGAACAGAGUGCUGAGGGCCGUGGAGGCGGCGAGGCUGGAGCGAGAAAGGCAGAUCCCGAACAUCCAGCAGAUCCGGGAGCUCCUGGAACAUCAGGUCAGCUGCAAAAUUGAGGAGAGAGCCUCGCUGUCUUCCGAAAGGCAAUGGAGGCACGUGAGUGACACCGCGGCGGCCGUCCACGGGGCUGAGAAGCACAGCGUCUCCCAGACGGACACCGUGUCCACGGGGGAGAUCCCCAGGGCGGCACCGCCAGCGCCCAGGAGCCGACCGCUGCUUAGACAGAGGCCCGUGUUCUCGGAUCGGACGGCCGUCCCCAAAGUUCCUAAGAAGACGAGCACAGAAGAUCUUAUUCCCAGGAAGUCUUCGACCUUGACGACCCCUCCCUUCAGCUCCGAGGAGGACCUGGACGGUGACGACGACCUGAUCCAGGCUUACGUGUCCCCGGUAGCCGUGAUGGUGCAGCCCGCCAACGCCACCAGCAGCCACUUUGGAAAGAAUGUGGUGAAGAGUGACACGGACUGGACAGAAGGCAGCGAAGUGGAUGACUCAGACCUGUCCCCCAAGCCCACGGGAACCUCCAUUAAGAUACAAACCGAAAGUGUUGAGAAGAUGCCUUCUAAUCACCGGAAUUUGAACAAGCCCGCUGGUGGGAUUGGUAUUGCCGACAUGUUCAUGAGGAAAGAAGUGAAAGAAGAUCUCAAGUGUGCAGACGUGGAGGAUGACGACUGGGACAUAUCGUCCCUAGAGGAAGAGAAGUCCCUGGGGCAGAGACCUGGGAAAGAUCCCGUGGAACCUCGACUUAUCAAGAGUGACCCAAAUCCCAUGCAAGUGCCAAGUGCCUGGGGCCCCCCGAACCCCAAAGGAGCCAAGGAAGAAGGACUUCUAGGGGAAUCCAAGAGCAGCUUAGUCACUGUGACUGAUUGGAGUGACUCCUCCGACGUGUGACCGUGAGCGCAGGCACCGCCAGCUCCUGGCCAGCCGGGCCAGCAGCGUCCAGCAGCGUCCAGCAGCGCAGGACAGCACGUGGCCGCGCCACCCCGCCGCUCCUGCCUUACGGAUGCCCCCGCGGCCAACGGGAGGCCAGGGCGAAGCCCGAGAGUCUCUGACGGAACCCCAUAAUACAGUAUUUGAAGUAUUUUGAAGCAUAUAAAGGUGUUUAAAACUUAACGCUGCUUAAUACCGUGUCACUGAUAAAAAACAAAAACAAAAAGUCUUUCCUUCAGAACGGUACUUUAGUGUUUUAAGUGUAUUUCUUUUCAAUUAAUUUUAAGUGAACUUAAAUUUCCUUUAUUUUUCAUACAGGUGUUAAUUUGAGUUGACUCUUUUUUUUUCAUUCCCCCGCUACCCCCAUUAUCUUAGAUUCGUUGUCCCUAGGAGGCAUUUCAUUCUAAAAUUCCAUUCAUCUCCUUAAAAGCGAAUUCAUGGAAAUCAGUGAAAUCUUAAAAGUAGAUUGGUUAUUUGUCACAUAGAAGUAAGUUUAGAAUUUUAAAACUAUAGCAAGGCCCAUAUUACAUUUUCCCAGAACUCUCUUUGCCACUUGCAACAUUUAACCAUUGUAAGCAUGUUAUUAUUAAACAAUUAUUUUAAAGCUUUGACUGCAAUUUUGGCAGCACCAUCUCUACCUUGGACAUUUCAUGAAAUGUAGCUAUUUUAACGGUAUGGAUAGAAAAAAGGGAAUCAUUGCUGAAUUCUUACAUGUGUCUGAAUGUUUUUCGCUUUUCUUAAAUGCCCAAUCAGAUUAUGAGAUACCUCAAAACUAAUUUGGUUCUGUUCUUAAUAAUGACAUUGCCGAUAGUCAAAAAUGUCAUGUAAACCUGGGUGGGGGAUGUCGAGGAGGAUCCAGCAUUUUUAAAAAUACUUUUCGUACUCUCUGUACUCUGUUUCCCUUCCAAAAAACCCAAAAGAUUCCCUUUUAAUGAAAUGGUUGGUUGGGUGUGAGAUCUCCCUUAUCUCUUCAUGUCAACUUUUCAAGUAAACGUCCAUGAUAUCCUCUCGA
This is a messenger RNA of Sorex araneus (European shrew), 4589 nucleotides long. It is a transcript of the gene DZIP1, whose product is annotated as DAZ interacting zinc finger protein 1. The coding region runs from base 851 to 3538 and encodes 895 amino acids. Gene Ontology annotation, cellular component: ciliary basal body; cytoplasm. The record is from RefSeq and is a predicted model, not a curated record. NCBI's taxonomy places the organism in Eukaryota, Metazoa, Chordata, Mammalia, Eulipotyphla, Soricidae. Gene Ontology annotation, biological process: cilium assembly. The transcript is spliced from 23 exons.